UUCCUUUAUUAAUGCAUCCAGAUUUAAGUAAAGCAAAGGCACAAUAGUGGGGUCAUGAACUCAUUUGGUCCACAUAUUAUGCUGGGAUGUUUUCCUGACUCUCUCAGAGGCUGAUUAAAGCAUCACAGGCUUUGUGAAUGAAGCAAACACGGCGCCUCCUCCUCCUCCUUCUCCUCCUCCUCCUCCUCAUGCGGGAACAGCAGUGGAGCGCAGGAUGUCCAGGUGGCAGCUCUGACAACUAGGAUUUGACACCAGAAACAGCAAUUUUUCCGACCCUUUGCGAUUGUGGUUCCGCGCUGCGGCUGUUUCACUAAUAUAGGAACACAGGAGGGAUGCAGGUUGGGAGUGGAACCACUCACCUCGCACGCCGUGCGCCCAUCUCCUCCUUCCUCUAAUACAAACCUCGUGAUCCAUUCAGCGGCUCCUGCGUUCCCUGCUUGACGGAGAAACAAUAAAGAAGCCGAGGGGGCAGAAGAGGGAAAAGUAUUCGAGAGAGGCUGACAGGAAGUUUAGACGCUUGGAUAGACGCAUCUCUCUGCGUCCUCCUCUCUCAGAAUCUGGAUGAAGAGGCUGUGACUGGCGGUCAUUCUGCUUCCAUCGCUCCUGUGGUUUUCUCGAUCUCUGCCCCCAGAGCGGUGGUUCCUGCGCCUCUCCUCCUUGUCCCCGCCUAAACCGGCGCCGUGGCAAAGUCGGAAACUAUGGGUCGCAAGCUGGACCUGUCGGGCUUGACUGACGACGAGGCGGAGCACGUCCUGAAAGUGGUCCAGCGGGACAUGAAGCUGAGAAAGAAGGAGGAGGCGAGGCUAAGUGAAAUGAAGCAGGAACUGGCAGAGGAAGGCAGCAGAUGCUCCAUCCUCUCCAAGCAGCAGCGUUUCAACGAGCACUGCUGCAUCCGCUGCUGCGCUCCUUUCACCUUUCUGCUCAACCCGAAGCGCCAGUGCCUGGACUGCCAGUACAACGUCUGCAAGACCUGCUGCACCUACAGCAAGAAGGACAAAGCUUGGCUCUGCUCCGCAUGCCAGAAGGGCAGGAUUUAUAGGACACAGUCACUGGAAUGGUAUUAUAACAAUGUGAAGAGCCGCUUCAAGAGGUUUGGCAGUGCCAAGGUUUUGAAGACUUUGUACAGAAAGCACAUCAUUGAGAGAGGAGCGUUUUCUGAUCUCCCAGAAAGCAGCAUUCAAGAGGGAAGCAACGACAAUGAUGGCAGCAUCUGUGGCAGCGACUCUGCAUUUUACAAGCACAGUGAAGGACACAGUAUGGCAGAGACUCUCACAGUGGCCCUUCGUGUUGCUGAGGAAGCUAUAGAGGAAGCCAUCUCAAAGGCGGAGGAGUUCCCUGACAGCUUGGAAAAGCAGAAUGAGGCCCGGUAUCUGCGGGAUAACAAAGACGAGCUCAUAGAAGAACUGGCCACCACCAUCGUGCAAAAAAUCAUCCAGAGGAGGAAACGCUCAGAGAUGCAGACAGAGUAUGACUUUGUCUGGACUCAGCCUCAGACUCUGAUUAUGCCCAGUGGAGUGACCUCUCCCUCACAGCCCCACACCUCAAAGCAAGACCCUUCCAGGACCUCCUUCUCCCUUUGGCAGCGGUCUAGGUCAGCAUACUCCCUCACCAGCGACGACUCUCCUGAAAAGGCUCCAGAGCUCACAACAGAGGAGGAGGCUACUGUGGCGGGAGGUGGUAACCUGCAGGAUUACUCCUCUCUAAAGAGGGAGGCCAAGGCUGCGUCUCUGCCCAGCUGGAAAAGCAUGGACCGACUGGACAAUUCCAGUGCAUCCUCUGUGCUCCAGAGCCCAGACGGGAACUGGAUCGCCCUGCACAGCUCACAGCUGUCUCGGCCCAGUCUGCUCACCAAAAGGAAGAGCCUGGUGUUCAGUGUGCUUGAAAAGGAGUCCAGCGUCGUCUCGGCUUACGACGAGAUGGGGUCAGCCUCCGAGGAGGAAGAUGAGGGCAGCUGGAGUAAGGCUUUGAGACAGUUUCGACGCAAGCUCUCGGAUGAGACCUACUACACAGACUCGCAGCACGAUCCUGAGUGGACUUACACUCAGCACCUCCCGGUUACGUCCCCGUCCUCCGGCCAGUACACGAACACAGAAACUCUCAACUCAGACUCUGAAGCCUCAUCGUUGGUUUGUCCCCGUAAACCUCUGCCCAAGACUUUUAGAAAAAAAGGAUCUCCGGAUAUUUAUCUGCACCCUCAUCAGCAGCCCCACUACCACCAACACCUUCAACAGAACUUCCCUCCAUACUCAGCUCAUGCACAGGCGCUGGACGUGAACUUUAACCCCAAGGUAAUAGGGGACAGCAGUGAUGGAGAGGAGAAGCAGUCUGAUCCUAAAAGAAGAUCCCGGCGACGAAGGAAGAGCAGAAGGGAGUCCUCAACAGAACGGGGCCGUCCUGGAUCCCAGAGCCACACACAGUCCAUCUACCCACUAGCACAGGAGAACAGUGGUAUCCUACUCAAUGCCUUGCUAAAGAGAGGACUUAGUGAGGAACAUUCGGUAAUCGGCAGCGGACCAAUUGCUGCUGCCGCCCCAGACACCCUGAUUUUUCAGACUGCGACACCUCAACUGGAGGAUUUAGACACAGCACUUUCAAACUCAUCUGACCCCAACUGUCCCCAACUCCACUCUUUGGCUCAAGGGUCACAGCUCUCUAACCCUGGAUCUGCAGAUGUGCUGGAAGAGAAACUACAGUCCAGACUCUGUCAGCUAGUCAGCAACAGCAAAGGCGACGAUGAUUGCGUGAGGUGGUCUGUGGACAAACAGAUGGAUGCCGAAAGUCACCAAUCAAGGCCGAAGGACACAGAGAGACACAGGCAUCGGGAAAGUGAGAAGAGAGAAAAAGGAAGUGAGACCAAGGAGCAGGUAAAUGGCAAAAAAAGUGUAAAGCAAGUAAAGAGUCCUUCAUUGCAAGAGGAGGAAGGAGCGUGGAAGAGGCAGUUAGAGAAAGGAGGACACAGUUUAGAGGAGAAAGUAUCAGAGCAGGACCAGAGGAGAGAGGAGAAAAGGCUAAGUAAGAGGCAACAUAGUAGAGAUGCAGAGAAGGAAGGGGGACAAAUAAUUGGCGCCAGAAGUGGAUCCAGUGUGAGCUCACCUGCUGUGACACCUUCUUCCCAGGAGGGGGAGCUAUCAAACAACCAGGUGGAACAAAAUUACUUGGAAAAAGAGCAGAAGUACCGGUUUCUCUCUUCUUACUCACAACAGAAGUACUCGGCAGCCUCUCUCUGCAGCAUCACUACAGAGGUGCUAAAGGUCCUAAAUGCUACGGAGGAACUGAUCGGGGAGGCAGGGGGUGACAGCUACACUCCCACUGAAUCCAUGAGUGCCUCUCCUAUAUCCAGCAGCUCUGAGACUCGCAGGCUGGACCAGAGACUUACCAAGAUGGAAGAGAAUGUGUACCUAGCUGCUGGGGCGGUGUAUGGUCUCGAGGGAGCGCUGGGGGAGCUGGAACAAUGUGCCCGUAGUAUUAGCUGUGCAACCUCUGACACUGAGCUGGCCUUUUUGGAGGACCAGGUGGCUACUGCAGCAGCACAGGUCCAACAGUCUGAACUACAGAUAUCGAACAUCGAGGCCAGAAUAUCAGCUCUGAAAACAGCUGGGUUGAAUGUGACUGUCUGCAAUCGCUUUGCCAAGCUUAAGCCAAAGUCCAAGCCUGAAACUCUGGACUCAUCGCGACACCAGAGGAGGAAACUCCCAGCUCCUCCACUGAAAGAAAAGUUGGAAACAGAUCAACAGAUGACUGCAUUUCGGCCAUAGUGUCAGGCAACAGCACAAGUCUCUUGGGGGCCACCUCAGAACCCCAAGGACAAGGGCCCUUUCCCAUCCAGUGCCUUGACUCAGCGUCUGCCUCAAACUCUUGGCCAAGCAAGGGCUAAUACCCGCCCUGUGCAACCCACCUAAAACCGAUCCGUCAGCCAACUGCAUCACAGAAAAAAAAACAUGACUGGCUCGUGCAUGUUACCUAAUAAAAGGGGUGACCUAGGAUUUUCUGUGUCUGCCUUAAAAUCGGAAAAAGUCGUAAAAUAUCUUUACAAAGAAACAUGCAUUUUUACUCUGUUUUCAGGAGAGUUGUGACUAAAAGCUGUGGAAUAAUCCCUAAGGUUCAAACUUUCUGUAAAUCAGUGUGCCCAGAGAAGGCUGAGCCUAGCUUUACUCUAUAGAUAACAUAAUUUUGAAAAGAUAAGAAAUUAGACAUUUUGUGGGGAUGAUACAACCCAAAUGUUUUAUUUUACUUAAUUUACAAAUUUUAAAACAUCAUCUACCUAUUGAAAACCCACAGCACUUAUGCAUUGAAACCCUUGUAAAAUAUGUCACUUUUGAAAAUAGAGAGUAGCAGAAAUAUUUGAUAGUUUGAAAGUUUGAGAUCCCAUGAAAUCGUCAUUAUUUAAGGAAAUGUAGAAUAGCUAAACAUAUGCCAUGGUUUCCUGCAGGCCAUUUUAACAGUUAGCAGCUAUUUAGCUGACCAAAAAUCACAGAAAGGGAAAGGGGAAACAUCUUUGUUAGUGACGUAGCUCUAAUCGAUUUUAUUUAGAGUUUGAGUGCCUCGUGCAUUGAUCUGUAUCAGUCAGUGAAGGAAGGUUGUGCUGGAACUACAAUGCACUUCUAUCAUAAUUAAGGUCAAAUUUUACCCGUAGAAUGUUGGAAAAUAUUAAAUAAGUAGAGAGGUACACCCUGACAUUAAAAAACAUCUCUGGGUUAAAAAAAUAUAUAUGUAUGUAGACUAAACCUUGAUAUAUAUACAGUUUUGUAAAAGAAAAACUGUUCUUAAAAAGUCACGGUGUAAUGAGGGGAUCAACUCUUUUGGCUCAGGAAUGUUAUGAUCACUUUUAUCUGGAGUUUUAAUAAAGGAAAAUGUCAUAAUUUACCUGUAUUCUUACAACCUUAAUUUGGUAUUGAAAUAAAUCCAUAAGUUGUUUUACCAAUGUCCGAACUUUGAUCUACUUCUGCAUUUAGCACAAACCCUCCAAAGUCAAUCAUUCAGGUUAAAAUUUUAGUUUUGCCCUAGUCACUUAGCCUACUCGGUUUACUUUUGACAUUUGUGGCCUUUUGUUUGAAUGAAAUGCUCUCCUUUUGCAGGGUCAUGCCUGAACUUUUGAGUUGCAUGCGGAAAAUCUUGCGAAGGUUUUUACAUUGCAAAGUCUAAUGGGCUCUACAAAAAAGAAUGCCAUGAAACCAUGAUUUUGUUACAAGCAAUUUAUUUUUGUAUUUUGUGAAUGUUUUAUGCAAUACCACUGAAAAAGAUUACUACUGCAAUUUAAAGACUUUAUUCUCACCUCAGCGGAGCCGUCCUCAAUCUGUCCAAUCAAACUCUCACGUGUGCUCAGUGCUUUCAGUGUAAGUUUGCAUUCGUCAUUUGAUUCAAUGUCCAAACUGUUGGUGGUAAAUGCAACGAAAAUGCAGGAAGCAACAGGAAGGCGGUCCAAAUCCACCUCGCAAACACCAAGAAAUUUGAAAAGCUACACUUUCUGUAUUACUUCUGUGAUCCUUUUUGUAGAAGUCGGAUGUAGUUUUGCACAAACGGUUAAAAAAUUGGUAUUUCUUAAUGGGGUGCAUGAAAGGUCAGGUGGCCCGCUAUUUAAAUGCUCCUUUCCUGUCACUUAGCAACCGUCAUCAUUGGAGCCGUUUACAUCUUUGGGUUUACACAUGAUCCUUUACUUCUGUAGGUCUCGUUCUCCACAGGUGUUUUGUAUAAAAGCAUGUUUCUGGUUUAAGCGAUUUGAUGUAAGGUUUCCUGUGAGAAGCACACCUGCAAGGGUCCAAUCCUCAGUGUUCCGUAUUUUUCUAUUAUUAAAAAAAACAAAAUAUAAAUUUAAAAAUGUAUUAAUAUAUGUAUACGUGUGAAAAAAAAGAAAAUGGUAUUGAAAAGUGUUUAUUGCCCAAUCAUAGUUGACAAAUCAGUGUUGUUUGCAAAGGACUAAAAUUUGUUAUGACUUGUGAAGCUGGAUUCACGCAGGAAGUUUUCUUGUUUUGAAUACCAUCUACUUCCUGUUCACAUCCGGUUUAAAUGAGAUUCACUGUGCACAGCUCCACAUUGCGGGCCUUUAUGAGCAAUGUUUGUUGCUAUCCAUCUGACAUGUUGGGGAAAAUAUUAAGCAAAAAAGAAAAAAAAUGCAGAUUCUCUAUGUGCCACAAUACUAUAAGAAAUACUAUGUAUUAUAAAAUAAAUGGAAUUUGCCAACUAAGA
Oryzias latipes (Japanese medaka) is the source of this 6183-nucleotide messenger RNA. It is a transcript of the gene myripb, whose product is annotated as myosin VIIA and Rab interacting protein b. Gene Ontology annotation, cellular component: cortical actin cytoskeleton. Gene Ontology annotation, molecular function: actin binding; myosin binding; small GTPase binding. Gene Ontology annotation, biological process: intracellular protein transport. Lineage: Eukaryota; Metazoa; Chordata; Actinopteri; Beloniformes; Adrianichthyidae. The record is from RefSeq and is a predicted model, not a curated record.